GGUUCCUCGGGCUCGCUGGUAUUUAUACCAAAGGCGCGUCGGGACUGGGUCCCAGAGGAAAGCUUUCGCGUCCGCGCUUUUUCCCCCAGGUCCCCCUGAACGCCAACCGCUCCCGGCCCCACCAUGUGCGAGGAGGAGACCACCGCCCUGGUCUGCGACAACGGCUCCGGCCUCUGCAAAGCCGGUUUCGCCGGCGACGAUGCCCCCCGCGCCGUCUUCCCCUCCAUCGUGGGGCGGCCCCGGCACCAGGGUGUCAUGGUAGGCAUGGGGCAGAAAGACAGCUACGUGGGCGACGAGGCGCAGAGCAAGAGGGGUAUCCUCACGCUCAAGUACCCCAUCGAGCACGGCAUCAUCACCAACUGGGAUGACAUGGAGAAGAUCUGGCACCACUCCUUCUACAACGAGCUGCGCGUGGCCCCCGAGGAGCACCCCACCCUGCUCACCGAGGCACCCCUCAACCCCAAAGCCAACCGGGAGAAGAUGACCCAGAUCAUGUUUGAAACCUUUAACGUCCCCGCCAUGUACGUCGCCAUCCAAGCCGUCCUCUCCCUCUACGCUUCUGGCCGCACAACUGGCAUCGUCCUCGACUCCGGGGACGGCGUCACCCACAACGUGCCCAUCUACGAGGGCUACGCUCUGCCCCACGCCAUCAUGCGUCUCGACUUGGCCGGCCGCGACCUCACCGACUACCUCAUGAAGAUCCUCACCGAGAGGGGCUACUCCUUCGUCACCACCGCCGAGCGGGAAAUUGUGCGCGACAUCAAGGAGAAGCUCUGCUACGUGGCCCUGGACUUCGAGAACGAGAUGGCCACCGCCGCCUCCUCCUCCUCGCUGGAGAAGAGCUACGAGCUCCCUGACGGGCAGGUCAUCACCAUCGGGAACGAGCGUUUCCGCUGCCCUGAGACCCUCUUCCAACCUUCCUUCAUCGGCAUGGAGUCCGCCGGGAUCCAUGAGACGACCUACAACUCCAUCAUGAAGUGCGACAUCGACAUCCGCAAGGACCUCUACGCCAACAACGUGUUGUCCGGGGGCACCACCAUGUACCCCGGCAUCGCCGACCGCAUGCAGAAGGAAAUCACGGCGCUGGCUCCCAGCACCAUGAAGAUCAAAAUCAUCGCCCCGCCAGAGCGGAAGUACUCGGUGUGGAUCGGUGGCUCCAUCCUGGCGUCCCUCUCCACCUUCCAGCAGAUGUGGAUCAGCAAACCCGAGUACGACGAGGCCGGACCUUCCAUCGUCCACCGAAAAUGCUUCUAAGCCCCCCUCCCCACCCCGUGGUGGCCCCCCAUGCCUGGCCUGGGGUGUCACGCUCCUCCUCGGUCCCUGCUGCUCCUCCCCGCCACCCACUGCGCAUUAAAGCCUUUUCUCCAG
Calidris pugnax (ruff) is the source of this 1368-nucleotide messenger RNA. RefSeq names its product actin, gamma 2, smooth muscle, enteric (gene ACTG2). Gene Ontology annotation, biological process: vascular associated smooth muscle contraction. The transcript has 9 exons. Bases 124 to 1254 code for a protein of 376 amino acids. The record is from RefSeq and is a predicted model, not a curated record. Lineage: Eukaryota; Metazoa; Chordata; Aves; Charadriiformes; Scolopacidae. Gene Ontology annotation, cellular component: cytoplasm.